Molecule: messenger RNA, 1749 nt
Organism: Ophidiomyces ophidiicola
Lineage: Eukaryota; Fungi; Ascomycota; Eurotiomycetes; Onygenales; Onygenaceae
Gene: MSM1
Product: methionyl-tRNA synthetase
Exons: 8
Coding region: 1-1749 (582 amino acids)
Biological process (GO): methionyl-tRNA aminoacylation
Molecular function (GO): ATP binding; methionine-tRNA ligase activity
Source: RefSeq, a predicted model, not a curated record
AUGCUGGAUUCUGGGCUUCGCGUUUCCCCGCGCAUUGCCCGUCGCUUCACGGCCGCGAGACAUCCAUGGGUCUGCACUUUGUGUCGACACGCCUCCUCGGCAAACCGCGCGCCACCCACCGCACCUAGGGUAGACAAGCCAUUCUACGUUACUACGCCCAUCUUCUAUGUCAAUUCCUCACCUCAUGUCGGCCACCUUUAUACUCUCGUUCUGGCUGAUAUUUUAAAACGCUGGCAGGUUUUGCUUGGCAAUGCAAAUGCACAAUUGCUAACGGGCACGGAUGAACAUGGCAUGAAGAUCCAACAAGCUGCUGCUGCUCAUGGCCUGGAACCAAAAGAGCUAUGUGACCAAUUUUGCCAGACUUUCAAGGAUCUCUCACGCAAGGCUAACAUCGAUUACAACCAUUUCAUUCGCACCACGGACCCAGAACAUGGCGACUCAGUGCAAUAUUUCUGGCAAAUGCUUGAUCAUCGCGGAUAUAUCUAUGAAGCAAAGCACGAUGGCUGGUAUUCCGUGAGCGAUGAGGCAUUCUAUCCUUCCAACGCAGUUCACGCGACAUUGGAUCCAGCAACGGGUCGCAAGAUAAUGUCCACCAUAGAAACAGGCAAAGAGGUCGAAUGGUCCUCGGAAACAAAUUAUCACUUUAAACUUUCUGCGUUGACAGAACGACUUCUCGAUUUUUACAAACAAAACCCGGAUUUCAUCCGUCCAAAGAAGUACAUGGAAGACGUCGUCCGGUUCGUAUCUGCUGGUUUAACAGACUUGUCGAUCUCACGACCAGUGCACCGACUAUCUUGGGGCAUACGUGUGCCAGGCGAUGAAAGACAGACGAUAUAUGUCUGGCUGGAUGCUUUGGUAAACUACCUCACUUACACUGGAUAUCCGUUUACCCCUGGUAAAGGAAAUCAAAGUCUGUGGCCCGCAAACGUGCAUGUUGUCGGCAAGGACAUCAUAAGGUUUCAUGGCGUCUACUGGCCAGCAUUCCUCAUAGCCCUUGAUCUCCCACCACCACACCACAUCCUUACCCACGCGCACUGGACGAUCGGACGAGAAAAGAUGUCCAAAUCAACCGGAAACGUUGUCAACCCGAUAUAUGCGUUGACACGGUUUGGCAUUGAUCCCCUUCGAUUCUAUCUUGCUCAUGAUGGAGGGCUUUCUAGUGAUGCCGACUAUGAGAAUGCGUUUGUCACCGAGCGAUACAAGAAGACCCUGCAAUGGGGACUUGGAAACUUAACAAGUCGGCUUGUGCGUUCAAAAAAGUGGAAUGUCCGGAAGAGCAUUGAAUGGGGCGUUGGCGGCUAUCUUCCAAACCCGUCGACGGCUGAUCAGAAACACCAGGAGUUGCUAGAAGGAAUUCGUGAGGUCACAAAGUCACAUAUGGACAACUUAGAUCCACGAAAGGCGGCUGAAAGUAUACUGAGCAUUAUCUACGAGACAAACAAAUACUUUCAGGAGUCCAGUCCCUGGUCUCGAGCCGCUGACCAUCCAGACAACCAGACUCCAGACAAACUGGGUAGGGUUAUUUUCAAUACGGCAGAAUCCUUGCGGAUUGCGGGAAUUCUCCUCCAGCCAUUCAUGCCGGAGAAGGCAGCACGGCUUCUAGACAUGCUUGGUGUUGCGGGGGACCCUGGGAAGAGACACUUCGACGCCGCGAGGUUUGGUGCCGACGCAGAUUACGGCGUCUCCCUUGUGGACUUGAAAAAAGGAACAGAGGCCACGCUGUUCCCUCCUUUGCUUGUCGAAGAUUAA